GUAAGCCGCCAGAUUCUGAUUGAAAAUUGAAAUUCAAACUAAGAGCUUUUUCCAACUGACACGUAGCGGUUAAAGUUAUCUUUCCACCCCUUCCAGUUCCAACACCCAACCCAACCAGGCUGAACAAGAUAACACUGUUAACUUUACUUGACCCUUUUUACAUAGUAAUCUGUUCUCUCCUCUCACACAUUCACAACAACAAAAAUAAAAAAAAUGGCAAAAGCUAAUGUGAAGAACAAAUCCACCGUCGCCCUCCACCCUCCUUACUUCCAGAUGAUCUCCGAUGCAAUAACGUCGUUGAAGGAACGCACGGGUUCAAGUCAGCCGGCGAUAGCCAAGUUUGUGGAGGAGAAGCACGGCAAAGUGCUACCUCCCAUUUUCCGAAAACUUCUCUCCGUUCAGUUGAAAAGUUUGGUGAAAUCGGAGAAGCUGUACAAGGUGAAGAACUCCUACAAACUUUCCUCUCCACAGUCUGAGAAACCCAAAACCGCUCCGAAAGAGAAGAAGGUGGCGGAGAAGACGAAGAGGCUGAGUCAGGUGAAGACACCCGAAGCUCUGAAGAAGAAGAAAGCCCCAAGCACGAAGAAAUUUGUAGCGGCGGCGGUGUCUGGAGGAGGAAAAGUGAAGUGUUUGAGUCAAGUGAAGACUCCCGAGACCAUGAAGAAAACAUCCAAAUUAACACCUGUCAAACGCAAGGGCACUCCCAAACCCUCCAACGCCAACAAGAAAGCUAGGAAAUGAAACCACUUUUUUGUGCUUGUUUAUGGCAGAUAGCAUAUUCAAAACAUUUAUAUGCAUACAAUGCUUGUAUUGUGUGUUAGAUUUUUGUUUUCUUUUUCUUAGUCUGUUUAUUUCUGUUGUCUUGCCUUAUGAUUGUUGACGAAUGCAAUGUGCUAGUUUAAUUUAA
Molecule: messenger RNA, 907 nt
Organism: Vigna unguiculata (cowpea)
Lineage: Eukaryota; Viridiplantae; Streptophyta; Magnoliopsida; Fabales; Fabaceae
Product: histone H1-like
Biological process (GO): negative regulation of DNA recombination; nucleosome assembly; chromosome condensation
Cellular component (GO): nucleosome; nucleus
Molecular function (GO): double-stranded DNA binding; structural constituent of chromatin; nucleosomal DNA binding
Source: RefSeq, a predicted model, not a curated record